AUGGCAGAUACCACAGCAGCAGCAGCACAAUCAUCUGCCUACCUAGCAGCCCAAACCGCCUCCCUCGAAUCCCAAACUCCUGUUGCCCCUUCCUCUGCCCGCGCUGCCCAGGUCCCCCUCCAGAACUUCGAUCUCCCCGUAUUUCCCCAAGAAGCCUUCACCUCAGGCUUAACAUCCCUAAUCCUAACCUCCGACAUCAAACUCGAUGAAUACACCUCUCUCCUCGACCAGGCAUUCUCCAUCCCCCCACUACCGCCCAGCAUCACGAGCUUAACCCUGGAGCUAUUCUCGCUCGGAUACCCGCCUGCGUUCCUAUCCGAGCUCGGAAAAGCACUACCGAAUCUAAAAGCAUUGACGCUGUACUCCCAGCUUUUCGGCGGGACAACCGAACACUCCCGGGAUGACGCCGUUGCGUUCCUGAAAUCCCAGAAGGGGUUAAGAGAGAUUCAUUUCUUGGAUGUUUUCACGUCCCCAGGACUCAUGGGACGGCUGGCUGAGUCGCUUGGUGAUGAUGUCAAGUUUGUGGAGCUGAGUUAUACAUUCAGGCACUCGGAUCCGGUCGGGUUUAGAGGUUCUUUGCCUGUUACGGAACUCGAGAAUCUGGUGAGGAAGGGAUUGGUUGCUUUGACGGUGGGGAUUGUUGCCCCUGACGUGACGCCUGAUGAGGAGGAUAGGGAGGGAACGGAGGUGGGCAUUGUCCCUGUUGUGCAGAAAGAUGGGAAGGGCCUGGUGGAGAGAUUGAAGGGCGGGGAUGGGGACGAGUUGGUCAUGCUGGAUAUUACGAUGGUUGAGGUUGGCGUGGAGGAUGUCAAGAGUAUUUUGGAGAAGUGCAAGAAACUGAAGGUUUUGUCUGUGAGUGUGGGGCUGGUGACGGGAUGGGAUGAGGUUUUCGAGGGUUUGAAGAAGGACUUGGCUGGCCUGGAAAUGCUAGAAUUGGUGGGCGUUCCAGGAGAGGGGUUGGUAGAUAAGCUGACAGCUGGGGAGCAAGGGGCGGGCCAAUUGACCGCAGAGAUGCUGACAAAGGUAUCCGAGGUUUGUCCCGAGCUCAGUAGUGUGAAGACAAGUAUUUUAAGGACAAAGGGGGAACAUUGGAUGAGAGAGAGUGGAGGAUCUUGGAAAAAGCAAGCUUAG
Molecule: messenger RNA, 1131 nt
Organism: Venustampulla echinocandica
Lineage: Eukaryota; Fungi; Ascomycota; Leotiomycetes; Helotiales; Pleuroascaceae
Exons: 1
Coding region: 1-1131 (376 amino acids)
Source: RefSeq, a predicted model, not a curated record